Pistacia vera is the source of this 1357-nucleotide messenger RNA. RefSeq names its product F-box protein At4g09920-like. The coding region runs from base 1 to 1281 and encodes 426 amino acids. Lineage: Eukaryota; Viridiplantae; Streptophyta; Magnoliopsida; Sapindales; Anacardiaceae. The transcript has 3 exons. The record is from RefSeq and is a predicted model, not a curated record. Gene Ontology annotation, molecular function: protein binding.
AUGUGUCAACUCCCAGAUGAUAUUCUUGUUAACUUUAUAUCUCGCCUAACUGUUAAUGAAGCUGCAAGGACUAGUGUUCUUUCCAGUAGAUGGAAAUGUUUGUGGACUUGCAGCACCACUCUGAAUUUUGAAGACCCGCAAAAGCCGUUAUAUGUUUAUAAUCUUCGAAGAGCAUCAGAUGAAGAAAGGUGUAAGUACAUAGGUUGGGUAAAUAGAGUCUUGGAAUUGCGUGCAGACUCAAAUAUAAACGAGUUUAGAAUACGUUUUGAUCUGAAAGAUUUACAUAAAAGUGCCAUUAAUCAUUGGAUUUACACCGCCAUAGACAAGGGUGUUAAAAAGCUUGAGUUGAACUUGAAGCCAUAUAAUGAAGGAGUAUCAUAUAUAGACCAAUACACGUUCUCAGAAAAGUUUUUCAACAAACUCAAAACCAUUACUCAUUUUUUAUCAAGUGUUAAUGCUCUAAGAUCUCUGCGUUUAGAAGCUGUGAACAUUACCAAAGAAAUUCUUGAGUUUUUCAUUUACAACUGCCCAUUUCUGGAACAAUUACUUGUGGCAUACUCUUCAACUUUAUCAAGCUUAAAGGUUGUUGGUUCCUCAAUCCAACUCAAGUCCCUAGACAUCCAGUGUUGCCACUUACUUGAAGAGAUUGAAAUUUCUGCUCCAAGUCUUGUAUCAUUUAAAUACGUUGGAGGGGAGAUCAAAUUACAUCUUACCAAUGUUCCCCAACUUGUUGACGUAUGGAUUGGUGGUUCGGCUUUUUGUGUGGCUCGAAUAAGGAAUCUUAUGUACUCAAUAAAGAGCAUUCUCCCUCAGCUCAAAACUCUGGACUUGCAGAAAUACCGGUCGACCAUGGAGAGUAUUCAUGAUUUCUUACCUUGUACCUUGCCUAAACUAAGGCAAUUAACAAUUGAGAUUUUUGUUGGAAGUUCUGAUCGAAGCCUGAUUGGGUUGGUUUCUCACACAAUGAACGCAUGUCCUUAUCUGCAUAAACUAACAUUGAAGUUUCUACUUGUCCAUUUUAGCCGAAGAAAAGACAUAUAUCGGUAUGAGAAACGGCCUCAUCAACAUCUAAAGGUGGUGGAAUUGGUAGGGUUUUGUGGAUUUCCAGUGGAGCUUGAACUCGCCAUCAACUUACUUGAAAACGCCACACUACUUGAAAGAAUGAUAGUUGAACUUCCUUCUGCAGCAACAUGGUCGGAGAGAAUUAGAGAAUGCGCCGGAGAGAGUACAAAGAUGCUAACGGAUUAUAUACCUCCAGGGGUUGACCUUGUAACUCGUUAACUUAAUUAAGUCAAAGUUAAUGUUAAUUUUCAGAUUCAAGUUUAUUUGUACCUACUUAAAUCCAUUAAACUCGUUU